AUGGCAUCAACUACAUCAACGACAGUCCCAUCCACCCCGCCCAUCUGCACACUCUCCUCCCUCGACCACCUUGUCCUAACCGUCAAAUCCAUUCCAACCAGCAUCAGCUUCUACACUCAAGUCCUAGGCAUGGCCCAUCAAUCCUUCACAUCACCUUCAGACCCUACAAGCACACCUCGCCACGCCCUUUUAUUCGGCAGCCAAAAGAUCAAUCUACACCAAGCCGGCAACGAGUUUGAGCCCAAGGCAGUCACAGCGUUGCCCGGUACGGCAGAUUUGUGUUUUUUGACCGAAGAGGAUGUCGGGGUUGUGUUGGGGAGGCUGAAGGAGAAAGGGAUCGAGGUAUUGGAAGGUGGGAAGGUGGUGAAAAGGACUGGGGCGAGGAGCGCGUUGAGAAGUGUCUACGUGCGAGAUCCGGAUGGGAAUUUGAUUGAGAUAUCCAAUCCUACCGUGUAG
Talaromyces marneffei is the source of this 456-nucleotide messenger RNA. RefSeq lists its product as uncharacterized. The record is from RefSeq and is a predicted model, not a curated record. The transcript has 2 exons. NCBI's taxonomy places the organism in Eukaryota, Fungi, Ascomycota, Eurotiomycetes, Eurotiales, Trichocomaceae. Bases 1 to 456 code for a protein of 151 amino acids.